Melanotaenia boesemani (Boeseman's rainbowfish) is the source of this 3260-nucleotide messenger RNA. RefSeq names its product beta-1,4-galactosyltransferase 3. The transcript is spliced from 7 exons. Lineage: Eukaryota; Metazoa; Chordata; Actinopteri; Atheriniformes; Melanotaeniidae. Bases 934 to 2043 code for a protein of 369 amino acids. Gene Ontology annotation, biological process: carbohydrate metabolic process. The record is from RefSeq and is a predicted model, not a curated record. Gene Ontology annotation, molecular function: glycosyltransferase activity.
AGCUGCCCACAGAUCAGGGUUUUCAUUGCUUGUCAUGGCGGUAGUGAAGGUGGAGACCAGUUUGGAGUUUCCUGGUCGGAUCAGAGCAGCGAUGGUGGAAUGAACUUUCUUUAGACCUGCAACAGGCUGAUCGGUGGUUUGAUUCCUCACAGCAACAAGGUCCUGGUUGAAUCCUGGCUGUGGACUUCCCACAUGUUAACUGAACCCAGCUGGAGUUACUGGUCUAGUUCCUGUUUGAGGUGUUGUCAUCUUUCUACACCUCCUCCCCCAUCUUUGUGUCUCCACUAAAGAAGAAAAACUCCUCCACCAAACAGAGUUCAGCUCCUCCCCCGCCGGUCACGGACCACUCCCCCCAGUCGAUGGGAGCCGUGUAAUCCUCUGUGAAGGGCCCGUACGGCUGCACAUGCUCUCCUUUGUCAUGGUGGCUGUUGUUGCUGAGGCCUCCCUCAGGAGAGACCAUGAGGGAGAGCAGACAGCAGAGUAAAGCUCACAAGGGAGGAAGAAGAGCUUCCUGGGCCAGAGGAUGGGAUUCAGAGGGGGUGAAACUACGUGAUGCGGGACGACCAUCAUCACCCACCAAUAACAGAUUGGACCAACAGCCAACGUUGGGGAUAUUUGCCUCCUGCUGACCAGCAGCGAGGAAUGUACUGAAGAGAACUUAUAGUUUAAUUUUUUUCCCCCCGUUGGAUGAUUUUUCUAUAUUUUCUGUACUGAGUGGACUUUUCUGGUUCGCUGCCACCAAAAGUGCCUUUUUUGUUGUGACUUGUGUGUUUUUUACUUUUCUCUCUGUUUCUAGAAAACACACCGUGACUGUCAGUGUUUUUCUACCUUAACCGGAACAGGUUAAGCCUACAAUCAUCAUUUAGCUGCAGAUUAUUUCCGAUUGAUCAGUUCCCCACUGCCUACUCCUACACCACACACACACCUGUCACCAUGGUAACCCUACAGUCCAAGUGGCGCUACUUGUUCAUGUUCCUGGGCAUCCAGCUGGUUGUCAUGGCGCUGCUGUCUAGAGAGGGAUACCAGAAGAGAGUCACCUACUUCAUCCGCAUCUUCCGCAAGACGGACACGACCAGUCCUCCCCUCCGCAACCGCACGACGCCCAUCUUCGUCGGAUCGGACGUUUACGCCAAUCUCUCCCAUCUGCCCAGAGUUCAUGGCCAUGAGGAGGACAUGGUGUACUGUCCGAAGACGUCCCCCCUCAUAGGGGGGCCGAUCCACGUCAGCUUCCCAUCGGGGCUCACCCUGGCAGCGGUGGAGAAGAAGAACCCGCUGGUGGUCCGUGGAGGUCGCUACAGACCACCUGACUGCAUGGCGAGACACAAGACGGCCAUCAUCAUCCCCCACCGACUCCGAGAGCACCACCUCAAGUUCCUGCUCUACUACCUUCAUCCCUUCCUGCAGCGGCAGCAGCUCAGCUACGGGAUCUACGUCAUCCACCAGGCGGGAAACUACACCUUCAACAGAGCCAAGCUGAUGAACGCUGGUUUCCGGGAGGCCAUGAAGGAGGAAGACUGGGAUUGUCUCUUCUUCCAUGACGUUGACCUCAUUCCCGAGGACGACCGCAACAUGUACGUCUGUGACGCCAACCCCAAGCACGCGGCCAUCGCCAUGGACAAGUUUGGCUACAAGCUUCCGUACAAGAUGUAUUUUGGAGGCGUGUCAGCUCUGUCGCCACUGCACUACCUGAAGAUGAACGGCUUCCCCAACAACUACUGGGGCUGGGGUGGAGAGGAUGACGACAUCGGCAUCAGAGUGUCUCUGGCAGGGAUGUCCAUCUCCCGCCCGUCGCUGCAGAUCGGCCGCUACAAGAUGAUCAAACACAAGCUGGACAAAGGCAACGACAUGAACCCGAAGAGGUUUAACAUGCUGGCUAAGACCCGUCAGACCUGGAAGAUGGACGGGAUGAACACGGUUGAGUACAAGCUGGUCUCGCACCAGUACCUUCCUCUCUACACCAACAUCACUGUUGACAUCGGCACGGAGGCGGGGCUUCAUGCUCCGGCUCAACUUCAGAAAGCUGCAGCCAACAACAAACUCUGAGGGAAACGCUCCACUCUGGAGGAAUCCUGGAUUCCUCCUCUUCUUCUGUGGUUUGAGGAGAGUCAGAUGGCUGGGAGCUGAUGUAAAAAACCGAUCUGGGGACUGAACUCUAGCGUGUCGGCUCCUACGAUCCGUCACGUCUGAUUAGUUCUUCCAAACGAGCCAGAGGGGUAAUGUUGGACUCUAUGAGUUUGUGUAUCUGCAGUGCUGUAGUCGCUGCCAAAACCCUGUGAGGCCUUAGACUCUUCAUUUCUCUUUCUCUCAUACUUAGAAUAUUAUGUUUGAAGGCCGCAGCCGCAUCGAGCUGCUGCCGUCGGUUUUUCUCACGUUAAAGCCAAUGAGUCCAGAAAUGGUUUGUUUGUAGGCAAAAAGCUGCUAUGGAUGCACAUAUCACUCUAGAAACACACAUGCUAAGUCCAAGCGUAGUUUUUCCUCAUUUUCUCUGUGGGAAUACGUAAGUGUGUGAGACCGAUCAGCCUCAGUCAGCAGAGCUAAUGUCUACAUUUGAUUGAAUUUAUCUUUUUGUGUAUUUGCUGCAAAAGUUGAGCUCGGCCUUCACUCGAGCUUCUGGUUCUCAUCAAAAUGGAGUCUUCAUCUUAAUGAUCAGUUCAUCCCAACCAGACACCUGGCUAUAAAAUAAUCCGACCAAGACGUCACAGUAAGAUCUGAUGAAAUCUGGUUUCCUCACUCGUGUCUCUGCCUCCUGCUGGGGGAUAGAAAUCACUUUGGUGUGGAUCUUUUCUUUCUUUCCCUCCGUAAGCUUCAGUUUUCUCUCUGACAGACUUGAUUGUACAGAUCAAAAAUGGUCCCUUUAUCUGCACUGCAGAAGAACCAAAGAAGAAGCCGAUGAAAGCUGCAACAGCUUGAAGUUAAGUCAUGCACUACAGGUGGUGGGAAUGAUUUCUGAACCCUGAGAUGAUUUUUUUUUCUUUUGUUUUUAUAUAUAAGCUGGUGUUUGUUAGCUGAAGAGUCAUUUAAACGAAGGUUUUAGGGGUUUGUUUGUGUUUUGAUGUGAAUCAAAUCAUCUGAGUUGAUAUUGUCAGGGAUGGACCUGAACAGAUGAUGCUUCAGAGUGAACUUUCCUCUCGACUCCAUUCUGAUGUGAAUGAGUGCCGCAUCGCAGGAUGUUCUGAAAUGAAGGUGGUGGCUGAUUUCUGCUCUGUUUUCUGCACACUCCAGAGAUGCCUUAAAUUCAUUAAUAAACUGAUGAUACAAAA